CACAACUUCUUUUUAGCCUUGAGGCUAGACUUAUCCAGUUCAUACCUACGCCGGCUGCAGUUUCCAAUAUCGGCGAUUUACGGCGUGUCACCGGAACGUCCGCGGCCCCGAUUUCAAUCGCCGGGAUAAGCUGAAAAACAUCUCAGCCCAUUGGCUUUGCCAUAUCCCGAGAUGGCUAGUCUUCGGACCCUGUCGGACGCUGAGAUACGUCUCUUUAACCAAGUCUGCGGGGCUGUAAAUGCCACGAGCGAAAGUCAAAAAGACCUGCUCAAGUCUUUUAUCUAUGGCGAGUUAACUCCCGAAUGGACCUGCUUGAUGGCAUUGGCAGAAUCGGACGGUCCCUUGAGUGUGUUAUCAGAGGACGAGUUGAAGUAUCUAAACUCCCUUCGGUCAGCAACGCGUGGACACGGAUCAGCAAAAUCUCGUGGAGAAGCAGAUAUAUUUUCUGAUAUAUCAUUCAGUCAGAAGGUCGUUGACCAUGACAUGAUUAAGGCUGCUCUUCAUGAUGUCCACCAAUAUAAUAACGUUCUCGAGAAGCUCCUCGUGAAAUACAAAGACUAUGUACAUCGCAGUAUUGCCAAUUUACAGCGACCACUAGAAUCUAGUGAUGAAGCAUCUAUAGUGAAGCAGAAGAUCCUUAUACUGUCACGUAGAAAAGAUCUGCUUAAAUCGAAGAUACACUCUCUAGAAAAUAAAAUAAACCACCAUACGGAUCAACUAGAAGGAACCAAUCAAACAGAAACUAGUUCGUCGGAGACAGAUAACAACGAAAGGUUAAAUUCUGUUGCUCCGAAGCAAGUUUUUGGAUCCACGAUUGCAUCCUACGAUCAUAUCCUCAGUAGGUUAAAUGCUCUACAUGGAGAGCUAGGCAACGAUGCUGUUGAUGACGACGAGAUCCUUCGAAUAGCUAAACGCCAUGCAAACCAGAUCGUGUUGUCGCUAGCUACAAAAUGCCGUGCAUCUUUAGAUAGCGUCUUUCUCGAAACUGCUUCUACUUCUAGUAAGCGCGUUUCUUUCCCACCUGAAAACGCACAGGCUGUUAAGGAUGAGCGCGAUGAUGUAUAUGCGGAAAUCCAGUCACUGUGGGAGGAGAUGGUACCACUCGCGCAUAUGGUAGUAGAGAAAGAAUAUCUUAAAUCUAUCCUAGGGAAGAUCGAAACGCGUUCUGAACGUCAGAAUAUACGCGAUGCGACCGUGUCCCGUUAUACAUAUGCCAUGCUUAAUUUUAUGAAUGACCGCCUCUCCGUCCUAGCAGAUCGUACCAAGAUGCUAGCUUAUCAUCACCAAUCCCUUCUUGACACAUUGACAUAUAUAAAUAAUGCAACAAGGCCUGAUCCGGCCAAGGACCUAAGCAGGAAUCCCCCCUCAGACCAAAAUAAGGGAAGCACCAAGAUGAAAGACCGCACAUUGCUUGACAUCAUUCGACGUCAGAUGGAACUCUACGGCUCGGUCCCGAUAGAAGUCGACAAAACCAACGCGCUCACAACAUAUAUGCAAAUUAGAAAGCUCGAUCAAUAUGUCACUGCACGACAGAAAAAAGGACAUGAUCUCUCAAGAAACAUACAUGAAUUCUUCGAGAAGGUCGCCAAGGCCGAGCUUACAGAUGCAGAACUGGGGUCUCAACUUCUCCUAGAUUCCAUCAUAGCGGACAGCGCAGCCAGCUCUCAAAGGGGUGGCCAUGUCUAUGAAGACCAGCAAGUUGAGGACUCGGUUGCCACACUCAAGUCUCAAGCCGAGGAAAUCAAAACGGUCUUUAGAGAACUCAGAGUGGACGAACCUACUUCCCCGAUGUCAGCUCCUGACUUCGUCACAUAUGCUCACAACCAGGCAGCGAAGCAGUUCUCCAUCAAGGAGAAUGGAAGCAUUCCUCUCUCUGGAGCUCAAGAACAAUGUCCUCGAUUCAUAGAUCUCGUGCGUAACUGGGGCGAUUCGUCUAAUUUUUCCCACUAAGUCGUACGACGCUUUAAGAACAGCCGGUCCUGUUUAAACCAUAUUGUAUACCCCAAUCCACUUUGACUUCGACGAUAUGGACCAAUACAAUGUCCGACGUAUAAUGCACCUCAUUCUCUAUCCUAUCCUCCGAUCUUAAUGGCCUAGAAACCAGAACCUUU
Messenger RNA from Daldinia caldariorum, 2111 nucleotides. RefSeq lists its product as uncharacterized. The record is from RefSeq and is a predicted model, not a curated record. The transcript is spliced from 6 exons. NCBI's taxonomy places the organism in Eukaryota, Fungi, Ascomycota, Sordariomycetes, Xylariales, Hypoxylaceae. Bases 172 to 1950 code for a protein of 592 amino acids.